This is a messenger RNA of Haplochromis burtoni (Burton's mouthbrooder), 3066 nucleotides long. RefSeq names its product hyaluronidase 3 (gene hyal3). Bases 876 to 2201 code for a protein of 441 amino acids. The record is from RefSeq and is a predicted model, not a curated record. Gene Ontology annotation, molecular function: hyalurononglucosaminidase activity. The transcript has 7 exons. NCBI's taxonomy places the organism in Eukaryota, Metazoa, Chordata, Actinopteri, Cichliformes, Cichlidae. Gene Ontology annotation, cellular component: acrosomal vesicle. Gene Ontology annotation, biological process: hyaluronan catabolic process; carbohydrate metabolic process.
AAAAAACAUCUAAUAUAACAUUAGUGCUUAUUUCGCCUUGAUUAUCCUUGAAUAAGUUGUCCUGGAUUUAAAAAUGGAAAAAAAAUAAAUAAAAAAUUUUGUUAAAAAAAACCCUUGCCUCUGUUAAAUUUCUAAUGCAACUUGAGAUUUUUUUCAGUGUCAUAUUAAUAACAUGUAAAUGCAAGUAUUUGGGUGAUUCAAAUGCAGUGCGUGUAACACUGAGCUUUGGUUGAUUCUCACAGGCAGUUUGUGGUCCUUCAUUAUGUUCUAGCCUUCAGCUUAUGUAGUAAGAGACUACUCAUCACUACUGCACUGCUUUGUUAACGUCAUUUCCCUUUGUUUCCAUGUGUCAAUUUUCAUCUUUCCUAAAGGUGCUUAUACAUGAUUCAGCUGUGACUCAACUUUAGACAAUACUUACUGCAGAUCACUGUUUUUAAUUAAUUUUUUAAAGUUACAAUAAUGAGUCAUACAUUAUGCAUUAUUUAAAUAAUAGCCAAAAUAUUCCACCUACUAUAUAACACAAAGAAGCCACUCAUGACCUCACUGAAAAGGUCCACGGAACAGAUUUUCCUUUAAUUUGUCACUUUUUGUGUAUGUGUAAUACAACUCCCAUUCGCUGGGGGCAGACGUGACAGCACGCACUCUUGACGUGAGCAGCAGCAUUUCCUCCCGUUAUGGACGUACCGGUUUGACGGUAGGGGAAACUGAUACAGGAGCGGACACUAUGAACGGCCAUAAGCUUAUACAGUCGUGAAGCCAGAUUUAGAGCUUACCGCAGAUCAGCUGUGAAACAAACUCCUGUGAGAGGACGACCAGAAACGGCAACCAACCACGAGACUUAAAAAAAUGAAGGACACAUCUGUGGGUGAGCAGCCAUGGAGCUGUCUCUCCUCCUCCUCCCCGUCUUCUUCAUCUCUUCCCUCCGUUGCAACUCGCUGCCACAGAAUUCCCCCCAGGCGGAUGCCUUCAUCGGCACCUCGCUACAAGCUGUGGCUGCAGCUCAUCCCAUCCUGCAGAACCAGCCUUUCAUCCUGGUGUGGAACAUGCCCACGGCAAACUGUCCACAGCGAUACAACAUCCACCUGGACCUGGGAGACUUUCAUAUUGUGGAGAACAAGAAGGAGCGCUUCCAGGGACAGAAAAUGACCAUCUUCUACCGCGACCACUUGGGAAAAUAUCCAUACCUCUCCCGAAAUGGCAAGAAAGUGAAUGGAGGACUCCCUCAGCUCGGCGACCUGGCCUCUCACCUCUCCCUGACGGUGACGCAGCUGUCCGACCUCCUGCUACCAGAUUUUAGCGGCCUAGCUGUCAUCGACUGGGAGGAAUGGAGACCGUUGUGGGAGACGAACUUUGGAUCUAAGAUGGAGUACCGGAGGUUGUCCAAACUGCUGGUGAAACAGGAGCAACCAGAUCUUUCAGAGCGGGCAGUGACAUCGCUGGCGAGGCAGAUGUUUGAGGAGAGCGCUCGGAAGUUCAUGGAAGAGACACUCCAGUCUGCGGUCGGAGAACGCCCCAAAGGCUUCUGGGGGUUUUAUGGUUUUCCCGCCUGCGUUAACAAGAACAAGAGAAAGACAGAUAAAACUUACACAGGACGCUGCCUCAGGGGGACCAGGCAGCAGAAUGAUGAGCUGUCCUGGCUUUGGACUAAGUCCUCCGCUCUCUACCCCAGCAUCUACCUGCCACAGAAACUGGCAGGGUCUGCAGAUGCAGCUCUAAUGGUCAGACACAGACUGCUGGAGGCUUUGAGGGUGGCGUCAGGUUGGCCAUAUCACAACAACACCGACCACGCCACACCCGUCCUCCCCUACGCCAGGCUAGCAUUCACACACUCACUCAAGUUUCUCAGUAAGAUGGACCUGGAGCACACACUUGGAGAGAGUGCAUCACUGGGGGCAGCUGGAGUUGUGCUGUGGGGAGAACUGAAAUUCGCCAAAAACAAGAAACAGUGCGUUCUCCUCAGAGACUACGUCCACAAUGUCUUGGGUCCCUUCGUUCGAUCUCUGAGGUCUGACGCAGAGCGCUGCAGCCUCCAGGUUUGCCACGGCAAUGGACGCUGCACCAGGAGACACCUGGGCUCUGGCCACCGGCUCAGUGACUCUUCCAAACAUUUCCAGAAACACUUCAUGUGUCAUUGCUACCAAGGCUGGACAGGGCAGGGGUGCCAAGACAAGAAGAGCGAGAGCAGAGAGGAGGAAGAUUGACCUGAGCUUUUUUGUUACGGUGCUGUCCAUUUAUGAGUUCAUGGGGAUAAUAAUACUACUAAUGGAAGUUACAGUUUUGAGCAGUGUGGUCCAAGUUCAUUUUAAUUUCAUUAGUCCAAAGGUUUUUUUUUUUUUAUUUUUAAAUCUUCUCUGCCCUUUCUGUUUUCCAGUGCAACCAGUUGUUAACACCUUGCUGUAAAUCCUUUGCAUUCCUAUUUAUGGAGUCAUCUCUUGAUUGUAAACUUUAACAAUGAUACACCUACCUCCGCAGAGGUUAUGAAGUUGGUAUCCAUGGAGAUAAUUCUGCCAUCAUGCACUUUAAUAGUCUCCUGUGGUCUUUCAGUUGUUUAGACUUUUUGCCUGUUUCUGUGGUCGUGUGUCAUAAAUGAAAGGAAAAAAAGAAACUGUGUUUGGCUACAUUAAAGGGACCUGUACUUAAAUUUGACUCUAAUGGACUUUGCAUAGGAAGACUAAAGUGUAAUGUUUUACUGUUGCAAGAUUUUUUUUUCUCAACCAAUAGUAAAAUAGUGUCUUGUUACCAUGGAAGAAAAGACACAUUUUAAACUUGACAUGUGUACAUAAAAUCUGACUGAAAAAUCCCAUCAAACAUCACCAUGAACGACAGAACACUGUAAAUAAACGACUUGGUGAAAACACGUAACUAUACAUUUACCCAGUCACUCUAUCAAAUACAUACUUGACAAAGUUGAUGAAAUCAGAAGUCCGUUUAAUUUUCUGGCUGUCCACAGCGUUUGUAGGGGAGACUGGGGAUAGUUGUAACGUGGGUCAGUUAUAACACUUCCAGUUUCUCCAAUCAGGGCUAAGUUUCAAAUGAUGUGACUCAUCCUGUGCAUGCCCAACUCAG